Acanthisitta chloris (rifleman) is the source of this 996-nucleotide messenger RNA. RefSeq names its product RAD9 homolog A (S. pombe) (gene RAD9A). Lineage: Eukaryota; Metazoa; Chordata; Aves; Passeriformes; Acanthisittidae. Gene Ontology annotation, biological process: mitotic intra-S DNA damage checkpoint signaling; cellular response to ionizing radiation; DNA replication checkpoint signaling. The annotation marks the transcript as partial. Gene Ontology annotation, cellular component: checkpoint clamp complex. The record is from RefSeq and is a predicted model, not a curated record. The transcript is spliced from 10 exons.
CCAGUCCUCGGCCGCGCCGUGCAUGCCCUGUCCCGCAUCGGCGAGGAGCUCUACCUGGAGCCCACGGAGAGUGGGCUGUCUCUGCGUGCUGUCAACUCCUCCCGCUCCGCCUUCGCAUCCUUCCUCUUCGCGCCGCUCUUCUUCCAGCUGUACAAGCCCCACACAGAGCAAUUCCGAUGCAAAGUCCACAUGAAGUCCUUCCUGGGCAUUUUCCGCUCGCUGCCCUCACUGGAGAAGUUGGUGGGGAAAUGCCUCAUCCUGCUCAAGCCCAGCGCCAGCCGCCUGGUCCUGCAGCUGCACUGCAAGUAUGGUGUCACCAAGACACACAACCUGGCAUUCCAGGAGUGCGAGAGGCUCCAGGCUGUCUUCGACACUCAGAGCUGUGCCAACUGCCUCUGCGCCCCGGCACGCGUGCUGGCAGAGGCCGUGGUCCACUUCCCCCAGACACUGGCUGAGGUGACACUGGGGACUGGCCCCAGGGGCAAGAUCAGCCUCCGGAACUACGUGGAGGAUGAGGCAGAGCCAAGCAAGACGAUGGUGACAGAGCUCUGCCUGGCUGAGGAAGAGUUCCAGUGCGUGGCUGUGGCCCCAGGCUCCUGCAUCACCUUCUGCCUCAAGGAAUUUCGGGGACUGCUGAGCUUUGCUGAAGCCUCCAGCCUGCCCCUCACCAUUCACUUCGACGUGCCUGGCAGGCCAGUGGUCUUCACCCUGGAUGAUGCUGUGCUGGAGGUCCACCUGGUGCUGGCCACCCUCUCUGACCCAAAAAUUGACUCACAGCCCCCCACAACCAAUGGUGUGUCCCACCUGCCCAACCCAUUGGAUGACUUCAAUGAUGACCUCGAGUCCUACAUGAUUGCCAUGGAAACCACCUGUGAGGAGGGUUUGGGGGGCCCCCCCUUUUGCUCCCUGUUUUUUGGUUCCAUGACGACUCCAGGGAGGCCCAAUGCAACCCCCACCCAAGAAGUUCUGGCAGAGGACAGUGAUGGAGAAUGCUGA